This is a messenger RNA of Paramacrobiotus metropolitanus, 849 nucleotides long. RefSeq lists its product as uncharacterized. The transcript has 4 exons. NCBI's taxonomy places the organism in Eukaryota, Metazoa, Tardigrada, Eutardigrada, Parachela, Macrobiotidae. The record is from RefSeq and is a predicted model, not a curated record. Bases 1 to 798 code for a protein of 265 amino acids.
AUGUCUUCGGGACCAAAUGUGGCCGACGAAGUGUCCCGCGACGAGAUUUUAUGCGACAACUUGGUCGCUGCGUCGUUUGAGAAAGCCGUCAAAAAUACCGUGCAGAACAAUGAUGAGCCCCAGUGGCAAAAGGUGCUAUUUUUUCCGACGCAGGUUGUAUCUGUACCAGAAAAUCCCAACUGCGCUCGCAAAGCCUCACUUGCCACAACUAUCAAGCAAGCGGUAGCGGAUUACGAAAGUGCGCCUGCCUGCCUGGAUGAGUUUGACGACUUGGUACGGGUCGCCUUGGAGACGAUCACAAACACUCGUUUGCAUGGACCCGUACUCCUGCAAGCGUCUUUCCAUGUGGCAAGAGGAGGUCUCGGUUUCGGUGUCCGUCGGACGAAAGCGCUGGCUACUUCGGCCUUUUUGGCCUACGUGUUUUCCACCCGUACGCUGACGGCUGGGAUUUUUGAAAGCUGCAGUGAUGAGGCCAUUGAGGCGGCGGUCGAUUUGUGGAAGCGUCAGGCUGACUGUACCGAUACACCACCAGAACCCGCUCGUGUGCACCACUGCGUUUGGGACCACGCAGUUUUGGAAAACGACACGAAGAAGAUGUGGGCAGCGACAGGUACGGAUGACCGAAAUAAAGCGCGGCUAAACGCCAUUAGCAGCAAAUAUGCCGGCGCGUGGCUAAAUGCUCUGCCUUCAAAUGUCUUUGGAAAUUGGCUGGAUGAUCAACCAUUCCGCAUAAGCAUCGGCUUAUGGCUGGGUGCCAAAGUAGUCGAGCAGCACCGAUGUAACAAUUGCGCGGCGUAACGAGCGUAAGUAGCUGUGCUGAGCCAUCACUCCAUCAGCGUUUACUCUCUC